Molecule: messenger RNA, 1645 nt
Organism: Callorhinus ursinus (northern fur seal)
Lineage: Eukaryota; Metazoa; Chordata; Mammalia; Carnivora; Otariidae
Source: RefSeq, a predicted model, not a curated record
UGUAUUUUUUUUAAAUAUAUAUAUAAUGUUGAAAUCGAGGCAAAUAUUCCUUAGCUCUUUCGUCUUCCUUUCCAGAACAUGUCUAAUUAAAAAAAAAUCUAAAUACUUGAAUGUUUAAUGUGAUAUUUCAAAAGAAAAUUCACAAUUGCAGUUUAGCCUUUAACAAGUACUCUUAAUUCAUUGUGCAUUAUCAUUUGUUUUGUUGUUCUUAGUUUUUAUCUUGCCUGGACAAUUGUCCUUUCCCAUCCAACCCCUUUGUGAACUAAUUUCGCCAGUGACACAUUUCUUGUUUUCAUUUAAACUUGAGAAAACUCAAGAGCAUAGGAUAACACAUAAUAACUAUAUGUGUUGUGCAUUGUGAAAAACUGUUGUAAUUUCCCACAUGAGAGACAACGCAGUGUGUUUAAAUCAUUCGAUCUAAACUGAAAGUGCCCCCCACCUUAUUAGGAUUUUGCUAUAAAAGAAAUAGCCAUAAAGAACACUUUGAAGUUGUCAAUAUAGAGAAUACCACCACAAGAAGCAACCAUGCCUGUGGAAGGAGGGAAAACUGAUAUGGAGAGGAUUGGCCUCUUUAGUGAGAUGGAAUAUGUUACUGUUGGUGAUAAAUAUGUGUCAUCAUUUAAUCGACCCUUUAAUGAGGCUGCAAGCAAAAAUAAACAGAUGCUACCUGGGGGAUCCAAAGAAAUGUCAAAUCUCCAGGCAGGUUAUUUUGAUCCCCAUUUUGUAAGGAUAUUUGAAGGUGAAGGCUAUGUAAGUCUGAAUCAAGUGAGGAGACGGCAUAUGAUGGAAGAAGCAAAAAAAAAUCUAGGCAAAGCCUUCCUCCCUAGUAGUGGAGAUAAAAAGCCAUGUGGUUUAGGAAGCUACUAUGGAACAUUAGGUGGUCCCAUGCCAUUCUUCAGUGCACAGUCAAAACCCAGAGAAAAAUAUGAGGCACCUGGAAAGAAUUUAUAUACAAACCCAGGAAAGAAAGGAACUGGAUAUGGCUAUGCAAAUAUUACCAUAGGUAAACAGUUUUCACACUCUGCUGAUUUCUACGAUGCACCCAAACUAAAUUAUAAGAAGGAGAAUGAAGAACACCAUCGUUUAGUUAAAGGAACACCUUUCAAGUUAAACCUUUACCCAAGGGAAUAUUUUGAUAUCAAUCCUUAUUCGUUUGAGAAGUCUUUACCACCAAUUAAAAAAACAGAGAAGAAAGAAUUACUUGCACACCCCUUUAAGCCCUCUUCUCCUGGUAAAAAGGCUGGUGGAAUGAAGGCAGGAACAUUUGACCCUUACCCUUCACAUUCUGCUGACCCUUAUGUGGUUAAAUUGGGAAACCAGAUUUCCAGCAAAGGUGCUAAGAUUUUCCACCCACCAAGUGGACCAAAGAGCAGACCAAUUGAAAGUAUAAUGACCUUAAAUGUCAAAAGGGCACUAAAUAUGAAGAACUACAAGACUGCUUCAGUACAGUCCUAUUAGCAUUUGGAAGACAAAUAACUUUCUAGGUUGUGACUACCGGUAAUUCAUUAUGGAGUGCUAAUUAUUUGCAUAAAACAUAAGAUGUGGAACAUAUCUCAAACAUUUAAAAGAUAAUUAAGCCUGCAACUCUAAUAUUCUUCCUUGUUUUAGUACUAUUACUUAAUGAAUAAAUAGUAUUUGCUAAUAA